This is a messenger RNA of Didymodactylos carnosus, 321 nucleotides long. The record is from the annotation of a GenBank genome assembly. Lineage: Eukaryota; Metazoa; Rotifera; Eurotatoria; Philodinida; Philodinidae.
AUGGCUAGCGGUAAGCACUCGGUAAGUCAUAAUCUAGAUCCAUUUGAUUUAUCAGUGAACUUCAAUCAAGACGAAAAUUUUGAAGGCUUUACUGCAGUUUGGCUAGAUGAUAAUAUUGUCAAAGAUGCUGAUUAUUACAAUUCAACAAUAAUUAGCUUACGUCGUGUCAUUAGCUACGUAAAAAUAUUCGCAGAUCCAGACAAUUGUAUUGAUUAUAUAUCAUCUAUUGAAAACGAAAAGGUGUUUAUCGUUCUCUCGGGUUCUUUGGGUGAAGUAGUGAUUCCACUUACUUAUGAGUUGCCACAAAUUGAAUUUAUUUAA